Molecule: messenger RNA, 711 nt
Organism: Phytophthora nicotianae INRA-310
Lineage: Eukaryota; Oomycota; Peronosporomycetes; Peronosporales; Peronosporaceae
Exons: 1
Coding region: 1-711 (236 amino acids)
Source: RefSeq, a predicted model, not a curated record
AUGAAGUUCUUAGCUUUUUGCGCGGUUGCCCUAAGCUGCUUAGCCUCCGUUCCAGCCGUGAAGCUUGAAUACGACGAAGUGGCUCCAUUCCCCGAGGUUCUACCCACAACGACCGAGAGCAAGGUCGCACUGAAGUUCAAGCCGCAGUUACAUAUCAGCAACGGAUGUCACCCGUACCCUGCUGUUGACGCUGACGGUAACACCAAUGCUGGCCUCGGAAUUACCGAAGUUCUAACUUCGUGCAAGGGAUCGCCCUUGGGCUCGCAAGUGUACGGCCGGGUAACCGAAUACGAAGGUGUAGUGGCCAUCAUGUACGCCUGGUACUUCCCGAGAGAUUACAUGGUUUCGCCGAUGUGGGUCGGCCAUCGUCAUGACUGGGAGCACGCCAUUGUGUGGCUGGACAGCCUGGACACCAGCGCUGAGCUGCUCGCGGUGACGGCGCAGCACUUGCUUGGCUACAAAACAUACAAGCCUCCAAGAGCAAAACACAUGGACGGCUCCAGCGUCAAGCUCAAGUACACUUGGCUCAUUCAAACUCAGCAUUAUCUGUCAGCCACCACGAAAGCUGGCAAAUUUCAAGACUUGGCCAUGUGGAGCAACAUGACUGAUGCAGCACAAGAUGCGCUGGGAAGCACAAAAUUCUUCUGGUCUCAGGCGCCAAUGAACGACGCAAAGUUUCAAAGCAACAUCGAAAAAGCAUAUCCGUUCUAG